Messenger RNA from Otolemur garnettii (small-eared galago), 645 nucleotides. RefSeq names its product cytochrome b5 type B. The transcript has 5 exons. The coding region runs from base 193 to 645 and encodes 150 amino acids. Gene Ontology annotation, molecular function: heme binding. The record is from RefSeq and is a predicted model, not a curated record. Lineage: Eukaryota; Metazoa; Chordata; Mammalia; Primates; Galagidae. Gene Ontology annotation, cellular component: intracellular membrane-bounded organelle; mitochondrial outer membrane.
GAAAUGAACCUCUCGUUUCAUUGGUGAAAAGAAAACGAACCAGGAACUAUUCGGAGGUGUGAUUGGCUGUUGCUAGGAACCCUCCCAAGGCCUCAUGGGUCCUUGUUACGGAAGCCGAGGAGCGCCGAGCGCGGGCUCUACCUCAAGGAAGUUAGGUGCAGAAGCCCAGUGAGCUGAGGUCUCGCAGGCCCGAUGGCGGCUGUGGAAGCUAGCGGUAGUGACGGGAAAGAGCAAGGGAUUGAGACUUCCGUCACCUAUUACCGGUUGGAGGAGGUGGCGAAGCGCAACUCCCUGGAGGAACUAUGGCUGGUGAUCCACGGGCGAGUCUACGAUGUCACCCGCUUCCUUAACGAGCAUCCUGGUGGAGAAGAGGUUCUGCUGGAACAAGCUGGUGUAGAUGCAAGUGAAAGCUUUGAAGAUGUGGGCCACUCUACUGAUGCCAGAGAAAUGUUAAAGCAGUACUAUAUUGGUGAUGUCCAUCCGAGUGACCUUAAACCUCAAAGUGGUAACAAGGAGCCUUCGAAAAAUGAUACGUGCAAAAGGUUAGUAUCCCCUUUACAGACUUCUUUUUUAUUGAAACAGAACUCGUUUUUUACCGAGAGCCAGAGGGAAAAGAUUUUCAGACCUUGUCACUACCAUCCAUGA